Messenger RNA from Betta splendens (Siamese fighting fish), 3104 nucleotides. It is a transcript of the gene pnpla8, whose product is annotated as patatin-like phospholipase domain containing 8. Lineage: Eukaryota; Metazoa; Chordata; Actinopteri; Anabantiformes; Osphronemidae. Gene Ontology annotation, biological process: arachidonate metabolic process. Bases 268 to 2454 code for a protein of 728 amino acids. Gene Ontology annotation, cellular component: membrane. The transcript is spliced from 10 exons. The record is from RefSeq and is a predicted model, not a curated record.
UUCCGCUCUCUUUCCUGUUUAUACAGCCAACACUCUCAUACACAGCAUGUCUCACACCAGCAACAAUACUCUCAAUUAAACGCCCAUGUUUUGCAAGAAAACAGUGCAACAGAUGAAUCUAUUACCCCAGCUUCAAAUGGAUUUUCUGAUGGAUCUGCUGUAGUUCAUGGCAGGUGUCCUGUCGCUGUUAUUUUACAUUGACAUCAAAGUGUUAUCCAUUUGCUUCAGAAUCUUCUUCAGUGCUGUUCCCAGUGACCAAUCAGACGCAUGUCACGGAUCAGGACCACACUAGACAGUGUCACCAAGGCAGUAGGCAGCACAGACCUCAUCUCCAAGUUCUCCCGCCUCAAGACCAGUUCUAGCACCAAGGGAGAAAACCUUCUGGUCAAAGCUGACACUAUAACAUCUGGCAACACCGCUCCUGACGUGCCACCUGAAAGUACAAUGAGGAAAGAUGAAGAAGAAGGAGGCGAUAAGGCCACAGGAGAGGAAGAGUCUGACAAACCACUGCAGCCAGUUUCAGAAAAACCCUUCAUUGUCUCAAAGAGGUUUACGUCUGGUGCGUCUGAGCCCUGCACGUCCUCCGCCGUGGCUAAACCAACCAAGCAGCUGUUUCACCCAACGGCUCUAUUGACCAACAUGGAUGAGACCUACAAAACUCUGGCUCUGCACAUCAAUAGUUACUUUGGCACCAAUGCACAAGGAGAAGAAAGCGGUAGAAGGCCACAGCAACAGCACAGAGGAAAUGAUGAGCCCGUUUCUACACCUGACCACAUUCCUGUUUUGUCUCCAGUGGCACAAGCUAAGAGUGCUGACCCCGCUGCCUCGCCCGUGCCCCUCAGGCCUCCAGCAGAAGCAUCCUCUUCCAGUGCUCCUGCAUCAGCCGGAGCGGCCCAGUCUGUCCCUAAACUCACAGCCUCCCCAAAAAAAGGCUUCACCCGCUACCUGUCCUACCCCCGACCCAGCGUUCAGGCAUUUGUCGGAAGCUACAUUGCGCCACUCGUCCCUAAGUUCCGCGCCGAUUCAAAAAGCAUUGCAGACGAUAGAGGCAAAUCAUCGGUUCCCGCUGAAGAGCGCGCCGUGGACGCUGCAGAGACGCAAGACAGCGAAGAGCAGGAAGCAGAAAAAGCGAAGCAACAGCUGCGGAUUCAAAGAGAGAAAAUAAUAGCCAGGGUGAGCGUAGACAACAGGACCAGAGGACUAGUGAAAGGCCUGCAGAGGGUCACUGACGGGAAACUCCUCACCGCCCGGGUGGAGGAGCUCAGCUGCCAUCUCCUGGAGUUCCCCGAGACGCGAGGCGUAGCCGUAAAGGAGAGCGUGCUGCCCUGUCUGCUGCGUUUGCGCCAGGCCACAGACCCUCCCCUUCAGGCUGCUGUGAGAGAAGCCCUGGCUCUGCUGGGCUACACUGAACCAGUCAAAGGCAGAGGGAUUCGGGUCCUGACCAUAGAUGGAGGUGGAACAAGGGGACUGCUGGCCCUGCAAACCCUUAAUAAACUGCAGACCCUGACUGGCAAGCGAAUCCAUCAGCUGUUCGACUACAUCUGUGGAGUCAGCACAGGGGCCAUUCUGGCCUUCAUGCUUGGGAUUUUUCAGAUCCCCUUAGAGGAGUGUGAGGAGAUGUACCGGAAGCUGGGCUCCGACGUGUUCAAGCAGAACGUCAUCGUAGGAACGGUGAAGAUGGGCUGGAGCCACGCUUUCUAUGACAGUGAGAUCUGGGAGACCAUCCUCAAGGAACGGAUGGGUGAUGGGAGUAUGAUUGAGAGUGCCAGGGACCCAAAUUGUCCUAAAGUGUCAGCAGUGAGCACAAUCGUGAACAGGGGUUUACCUCUGAAGGCCUAUGUGUUCAGGAACUACACGCUCAUGCCAGGAGUGCGAUCCCACUACCUUGGAGACUGCAAACACAAAAUGUGGCAGGCCAUCAGGGCCUCGUCUGCCGCCCCAGGCUACUUCCAGGAAUUUGUCCUGGGAAAAGACCUCCACCAGGACGGAGGGCUCCUUAUAAACAACCCCACCGCGUUGGCAAUCCAUGAGUGCAAGUGUUUGUGGCCCAACACACCGCUGCAGUGCGUGCUGUCUCUGGGCACCGGACGGUAUGAGACUGUUGGCAAGAACAGCCCAACGUACACGAGUCUGAAGGCCAAGAUCACCAACGUCAUCAGCAGCGCCACGGACACCGAGGAGGUGCACACCAUGCUGGACGCCCUCCUGCCCCCCGACACCUACUUCCGCUUUAACCCCUUAAUGAGCGAGGACAUCCCGCUGAACGAGAACCGCGCGGAGAAGCUCAACUUCCUGCAGAGCGAGGGGGAGCGCUACUUGGCGCGCAACGAGGCCAAGCUGAAGCAGGCGGCCAGGGUGCUGUGCCAGGAGAAGAGCAGCAUUCAGAGGCUGGCCGAGUGGAUCAAGCUCAAGGCUGACAUGUACCACGGCGUCCCAUUUGUCUCCAAACUUUAAGGAGAGUAAAUGUUGGACUUUCAGGGAGGUGGGUUGAAACCCAAAACCAAAUGUUUACAUGAUUAUCAAUACUAAAAAAAAUACAUUAUUCCUACAGAUGCCAUGAUCAGAAUUCAAAUUUGGCAACAUAACAGAUUCACUAGAUUCACUAAAUGUAUAAAUUUAGGUUGGCACUGACACACACUGUAACACAAGGCUGGACUACUGAUGCCAAUCUGACACUGAGUUAUAUUUGUUUGCGUAGUACCUCAAACACACAUUUAAUUAACGAAUCAUGAAUGAGAACUAUUUCUUACACUGUACAGAAGAAAGACCUCGUGCACUUGUCAAGUUGUGUUAGUAAAAAAUGCUAAUGUUAUAUUUAAAGUAAUUAUUAUGAAUUCUCAUGAGUGACUGCUAGAGCUUAAGGAAUCAUGUUGACGUUGAAUGUCACAUGUUCUGAUACUUGUAAGAAAGUAUUGGUACAGUGCAUGGUCUCUCUGUUCUUCUAAAAGCUACUAAGAACUGUGGCCCAUCAUCAAGUGUGAAGCAUCUGCCUCCAUCCUGAAUUCCUCCUGUUUUUACACAUUUGCCUUAAUUAUUCCCGUGUUCAUUUCUCUGUGAAGUGAGAAAAUGCAUAGAAAUAAUAAACACAAACGUGUUUAAUCGCU